Molecule: messenger RNA, 3377 nt
Organism: Oncorhynchus kisutch (coho salmon)
Lineage: Eukaryota; Metazoa; Chordata; Actinopteri; Salmoniformes; Salmonidae
Product: adhesion G protein-coupled receptor E1-like
Exons: 23
Coding region: 1-3027 (1008 amino acids)
Biological process (GO): cell surface receptor signaling pathway; adenylate cyclase-activating G protein-coupled receptor signaling pathway
Cellular component (GO): plasma membrane
Molecular function (GO): G protein-coupled receptor activity; calcium ion binding
Source: RefSeq, a predicted model, not a curated record
AUGAGCUACUGUUCUCUGUCUCUACUCCUGGGUUCUCUGUUCAUCAUUGGGACUUCCUCUUAUCCUAAUGGUUCCUGUGAUGGCUACACGGCUCUGGAUGAGCCUCGACGUAACUAUCUCUUCAGCUCUUCCUCUCUCCCCGGCUACCCCAUCAAUACCGACAUACAGCGAACAAACAUAUGGGUGCGCUACGUCGGGAUCGGAGGGGACACCGUCAUUCCACAAUGUGCUCCACUCUAUUACAGCGGGGUAUAUUAUCCCAUCCAUCUGACCUUUACACAUCCUCAGUCUGAGUCUGAGACUCCAACUACGGGCAAUGCGUGUGGAAACACAGGUUCCUGCUGUAAUUACAAUGUAGCUAUUCAAGUGAUCUACUGCUCUUCUGGAGGAUUCUAUGUGUACAGGCAGAUGAACAACCAUCCAAUCAACUACAUGGGUUAUGUGACAUACCAUAGGAACUGUGUGGUAGACUCCUGCGGUCCCCUUGCAGAGUGUAGUACAACCAAAAAUGGAGGCUGUCAAUGUGUCUCUGGAUACAAGAUACCUCCAAAACAUCUACCCACAAACGAAUCCUACGGUUGCCAAGAUAUCAAUGAGUGUGAGGAGACCGCUAAUCUCUGCGGUCCACAUUCCAACUGUACUAAUUCACCAGGAGUCUACAACUGUAGCUGUCUAGAGGGGUUUGUACCCUCAGACCCAGCCUUGGCACUCAACCCGACCCGCAACCCCUGCACAGAUGUGAAUGAGUGUGUGGAGAUUGAGAAGGUUUGUGGUGGUUUUGGUAAAUGUACAAACACACCAGGAAAUUACACCUGCACCUGUUACAAUGGAUACAAGCCUGACGGACCCUUCGACUGCCAAGAUAUUGACGAGUGUUUCAACUCAACCAUCUGUGGUCAGGAGUCUGUCUGUAUCAACACACCAGGAGCCCACAACUGUACCUGUCUCCCAGGCUUCUCACCCACAAACCCAGUCCUAGACCCCAGCAAGGCCAACCCCUGUAUAGACAUUGAUGAGUGUCUGAACAAAUCCGUGUGUGGUCCCGAUGCCAACUGUACCAACUCUUAUGCAGCACACAGCUGUACCUGCCUCUUCGGUUACCUGCUCACCAACCCAGAUGCCAUAGCCAGCCCCUUAAACCCAUGCCUAGACAUAGAUGAGUGUGCUAACACCCCUGGUCUAUGUGGUCUCCACUCUGUGUGUACCAAUGCACCAGGCACCUUCCACUGUUCCUGUGUGGAAGGAUACUUCUCCUCCACUGGAGUACUGUGGGAAACUGACGUCACUGUGUGUGAAAGUGUUGAUGAUGUUCUAGCCGCCAUAGUUCCCCCAGAGGGCCAGUCUAAGGAGAUGUACUUCCUCAACCAGAUGAACCAACAGCUGAUGGAGAACCCUGACAUAGUCCUACCAGAGGGGUCAGUGACAAACAGCCUCUCGACAGCCCUGAAGGUGUCAGGAGCGGGAACCAUCUCAGCGCAGCAGGCCAGUACAGGCCAGGGGUGGAGUGGAGCUGGAAAGGAUGGUGGGGAGUCUGGCAGUGUGGUCCUGAAGAUCUCAGUGCUCCUGGUGAAUGCCUUAGUGGACCCUUCUCAGGGCCGGGUCAACAAAACCAUACACACACCUGAGCUGGACAUUAGUCUGCAGGUAAUGGAGGCCAACAGUACAGACACCUCUUCCCUCUCAGCCAGGGGAAACACCAUGGACAUCAACCUAAAGGCUCUGGCCAGAAACAAUAAUGGUACAGCAUCAGCAGUAUUCCUGACAGUCAGUGGGAUGGAGAGCCUUCUGGGUGCUAGCUUCUUGCAGACAGAAAACCACACAGAGAUGUUGUCUGAUGUCAUCACCGCCACACUGCCCAAGAUCAACCACACCCAGCUCUCUGAGCCUGUCAACUUUACCAUGAGCCACAAGAGGAGGUUGGCUGAGGCUGGCCUGAUGACCUGUGUGUACUGGGAAGACAGAGGAAUGGAAUAUGAGAAUGGAACCAAGGGGAGGCAUUGGUCAGUGAACGGCUGUUGGGUUGUGUUCUCUGAUGAGAACUACACAGUGUGUAGCUGCUCUCACCUCUCCACCUUUGCCCUCAUCAUGCAGACAGGGGAGACUGUGUCGGAGGACAAUCCCUUCCUAGAGUGGGUGAACAGAAUGUGUGUGAUCGUGGGCCUGGUCUUCUUUGCUCUGGCCAUCCUCACCUUCCUGCUGUGUAGCUGGAACCCUAAGAUCAACAACACAGCCCGCCUCCACCUCUGCCUCUGCCUCUUCCUGUCCCAUCUGCUGCUGCUAUUGGAUUACACCUACCUCACUCACAAGCUGGUGUGCUCCAUCAUGGCAGGUCUCCUCCACUUCCUGGUAGUGGCCAGUUUCCUGUGGAUGCUGCUGGAGGCGCUCCAGCUCUACCUGCUGGUCCAGAGACUCUCUAGGAUCCAGGUCAUCCAGAGGGAAGGCCUCCAGAAGAAAUACCUCUUCCUGAUUGGAUAUGGCAUCCCCCUGGUGAUCGUGGGUGUGUCUGCAGCUGUGAAACGUGACGGCUAUGGGGGAUCUAAAGUAUGCUGGCUGAAGCCAGAACAAUACUUUACCUGGGCUGUGUUAGGGCCAGUGUGUACUGUCCUAGCAGUGAGUGGAUCUACAUGCACUCACCUGAACUGGAUAUUGUUCUGCGUUACAAUCUGGAGUUUGAGACCUACCUUGGCUAACAUGAAGAGUGAUGUCUCACAGUCCAAAGACACCAGACUGAUCAUCUUUAAGAUCCUGGCACAGUUUGUGAUCCUGGGUUGUACCUGGGUGCUGGGCUUGUUCCAGUCCACCAUGGUCUUCAAGUACCUCUUCAUCGUGCUCAACUCCCAGCAGGGCACCUUCCUCUACAUCGUUCACUGUCUCUUCAACAAGGAGGUACGUGAUGAGUACAGGAAGUGGCUGGGCUGUUCUUCCAGCUCCUCUACUCCAGACUCUAUGAAAGAAGCACCUUCCGUCUCUGAAGACCUGGACAAGGCUGGUGAAGAGAGACAAAACAAAGGAACACGGCCAGGAUGAGAGCAACAUGAUACGAUACCAUCAGACCUUCAAAGCAUUUCAACACAGUGGGCCUCCACGGGAUAUCUUUCAAUGCACACUGUACACACUAAGUAUGAGAGAGAGAGAGAGGUGUGUUUAUAUGGAUGUUAAUGACUCAGAAAACACAGCCUGACCUUUUGUAUUUACUAAUAUUUCCUUUAUCGACAUAAAACAAUGUUUUAUUAGCCUGCAAAUGUAUUUAUAGAAUUUCAUAUUUAUAAAUUAUAUACACAGUAGUUACAGCAUAUUUACCUGUGUGCAAAAUAAACAAAUGAAAAUGUGUAGGUUGCAGUUGUUUAUAUAUAAAUAAAUAACUGCGUCUCUACCUG